AUGAAGGAUCCCGUCCAUAGAACUUCUUCUCCCUACACUGAUCCAGCAGUAAAAGGCCCCAAGUCGCAGAUUCUCCACGAAGGAACCCAGGCAGAUUUACGCAAAAUGAUCGCUAGCAACGUCAACAAGACCCCUCUCCACCCCAGUGGUGUUGCUCCCCACCAGGAGCAUACCGAGCUCGAGGAGGAGCUCCACGAGACCGCACACAUUGAUUACGAUCGAGUUGCCAUUAUUCCCAACGCCUCCGUUCCCGCUCUCUACGAAGAUGCCCUCGUCUACGAGACCGGUUCCGCCAUCACAUCAAGCGGUGCCUUGACUGCCUACUCAGGAAAGAAGACCGGUCGCUCCCCUCUCGACAAGCGAAUUGUCGAGGAAGACAGUUCCAAGAACGAUAUCUGGUGGGGUCCCGUUAACAAGCCCAUGUCACCCGAGGUCUGGAAGAUCAACCGCGAGCGUGCCAUCGACUACCUCAACACGAGAAAUCGCAUUUACGUCGUUGACGGUUACGCCGGCUGGGAUGAGAAGUACCGCAUUCGCGUUCGUGUCAUCUGCGCUCGCGCCUACCAUGCCUUGUUCAUGAGGAACAUGCUCAUCCGCCCUCCCCGCGAGGAGCUCGAGCACUUCCACCCUGAUUAUACUAUCUACAAUGCGGGCUCGUUCCCCGCAAACAGAUACACCGAGGGCAUGACCUCGGGCACCUCAGUCGCCAUCAACUUCGCCGAGAAAGAAAUGGUCAUCCUCGGUACUGAGUAUGCCGGUGAGAUGAAGAAGGGUGUUUUCACUGUCCUCUUCUACGAGAUGCCUAUCAAGCACAAUGUCCUUACCCUGCACUCCUCCGCCAAUGAAGGCAAGAACGGCGACGUCACUCUAUUCUUUGGUCUGUCCGGUACCGGCAAGACCACCUUGUCUGCCGACCCCCAGCGUGCUCUGAUCGGUGACGAUGAGCACUGCUGGAGCGACCGCGGCGUCUUCAACAUUGAGGGCGGCUGCUACGCAAAGACCAUUGGUCUCUCCGCCGAGAAGGAGCCCGAUAUCUACGGCGCUAUCCGCUUCGGCUCCGUACUCGAGAACGUUGUUUUUGACCCCGAGACCCGCGUUGUCGACUACGACGACUGCACCCUUACGGAAAACACCCGUUGCGCCUACCCGAUCGAGUAUAUCAGCAACGCCAAGAUCCCCUGCCGUUCCGACUCGCACCCUACCAACAUCAUCCUCCUCACCUGCGACGCUCGUGGUGUCCUGCCCCCCAUCUCCAAGCUCGAUCGUUCGCAGACGAUGUUCCACUUCAUCUCGGGCUACACCUCCAAGAUGGCUGGCACCGAGGACGGCGUCACCGAGCCCCAAGCUACCUUCUCCUCAUGCUUCGCCCAGCCCUUCCUCGCUCUGCACCCCAUGCGCUACGCCAAGAUGCUCGCCGACAAGAUCGAGCACCACAACGCCAACGCCUGGCUCCUUAACACGGGCUGGGUCGGCGCCGGCGCCGCCCACGGCGGCAAGCGUUGCCCCCUGAAGUACACCCGCGCCAUCCUCGACGCCAUCCACUCCGGCGAGUUGGCCAAGGUCGAGUACGAGAACUACGAAGUCUUCAACCUCCAGGUACCCAAGACCUGCCCCGGCGUUCCCGACGAGCUGCUCAACCCCAAGGCCGCCUGGACCGCCGGCAAUGACAGCUUCGAGACCGAAGUCAAGAAGCUCGGCACUCUUUUCAACGAGAACUUCCAGAAGUACGCCAGCGAGGCAACCGAAGAGGUCGUCAAGGCCGGUCCCGUCGUUUAA
Messenger RNA from Colletotrichum destructivum, 1776 nucleotides. Its product is annotated as Putative phosphoenolpyruvate carboxykinase, ATP-utilizing, phosphoenolpyruvate carboxykinase (ATP). The transcript has 7 exons. The coding region runs from base 1 to 1776 and encodes 591 amino acids. Gene Ontology annotation, cellular component: cytosol. The record is from RefSeq and is a predicted model, not a curated record. Gene Ontology annotation, biological process: gluconeogenesis. Gene Ontology annotation, molecular function: phosphoenolpyruvate carboxykinase (ATP) activity; ATP binding. NCBI's taxonomy places the organism in Eukaryota, Fungi, Ascomycota, Sordariomycetes, Glomerellales, Glomerellaceae.